This is a messenger RNA of Prunus armeniaca (apricot), 1647 nucleotides long. The record is from the annotation of a GenBank genome assembly. NCBI's taxonomy places the organism in Eukaryota, Viridiplantae, Streptophyta, Magnoliopsida, Rosales, Rosaceae.
AUGGGUCGGUCCCGAGCAGCUUCGCAUCCCGCUGUAGACAAUCACAACCAGAGUAGGGGCAAAAGAAAGAGAACAGCUUCAGGUACAGAGCCAGCAGAGAACAGUAGCACAGCUCAGAAAGCUGUAGCCCAAGAAACUAGCGAACCCAAAGGGGCUUUCUACCACUGCAAUUAUUGCAACAAAGAUAUAUCUGGGAAAACUCGCAUAAAGUGUGUGGUGUGCCCAGAUUUUGACCUUUGCAUUGAGUGCUUCUCCGUUGGAGGUGAACUUACACCUCACAAAUGCAAUCAUCCAUACAGGGUUAUGACUGGAAUGCAGAUGAAGAGAUGCUAUUGCUUGAGGGUAUUGAAAUGUAUGGAUUUGGGAACUGGACCGAAGUUUCUGAACAUGUUGGAACAAAAAGCAGACAACAUUGUAUUGACCAUUUUAAAGCUAUAUAUGAACUCUCCGCGCUUUCCUCUACCAGACAUGUCUCAUGUUAUGGGAAAGAGCAGAGAGGAGCUUCUUGCCUUGGCUAAGGGCUCGGGUGAAAUCAAGAAAGAAGUUCCCAUGCUUGUGGAGAUUACGUUGAAAGAGGUGUCCCCCUUUUCCACAGGAGUAAAGUGUGAAGAAUCAAAAAAGAAUCCAGCUUGUCAAUCUUCAUCCCACUCAACUGCUGAUGAUGCCUCGGGUCUGGUCCUAGGUGCUGUGAAGAAGGCAUCCAACAAAGCGCAGAUUAAGGAUGAGAUUAAAGUCUGUAAAGUGGAAGAAUCUCAAGUUGAUCGGAGCGUCGGAGGGAAAAAACUAAGGAGUUUAGGGGACGAGGGACCUUCUAUAACAGAAUUUAGUGGCUAUAAUUUCAAGAGACAAGAGUUUGAAAUUGAAUAUGAUAACGAUGCUGAGCAGAUACUGGCAGAUAUGGAAUUUAAAGAUUCUGACACUAAUGCUGACCGGGAAUUGAAACUACGAGUUCUACACGUCUACUCAAAGAGGCUUGAUGAGAGGAAACGUAGGAAGGAUUUCAUACUUGAAAGAAAUCUGCUGUACCCUGACCCUUUUGAGAAGAACCUCUCACCCGAAGAGAGAGAAAUAUAUCAACGCUUCAAGGUUUUCAUGCGGUUCCACUCAAAUGAAGAGCACAAGGAAUUGCUCAAGAGUAUCAUUGAGGAACAACAGAUUGUUAAAAGAAUACUAGAUCUUCAGGAGGCUAGAACAGCUGGCUGUAGGACAGCUGCUGAAGCAAGCAGAUACCUUGAGGAGAAGAGGAAGAAGGAAAAUGAAGAAAGUUCCCUGAGGAUCAAAGAAAGCUCUCAGGCUGGUAAAGGCUUGCAGAUCAGUCCUCGGGGAGCUUUUAAGGGAUCCACAGGUCUGCAUCCUGUUAGCAAGGACUCAUUUUCAACUACACAAGCCAUUUCCAGCUCCUUGGACUAUUGGGACAUAACUGGCCUAGUCGGAGCCGAUUUACUCUCCGAAACCGAACAAAGACUUUGCAGUGAGAUGAGAAUCCUACCUUCACAUUAUCUAAACAUGCUGCAGAUCAUCUCCACAGAGAUUGAGAAUGGCAAUGUUAAGAAGAAAUCUGAUGCCCAUAGUCUGUUCAAGGUUGAACCAUCCAAAGUUGAUAGGGUUUACGAUAUGCUUGUGAAAAAGGGAAUGGCUCAAGAAUAG